This is a messenger RNA of Meira miltonrushii, 549 nucleotides long. Its product is annotated as Molybdopterin biosynthesis MoaE. Bases 1 to 549 code for a protein of 182 amino acids. Gene Ontology annotation, biological process: Mo-molybdopterin cofactor biosynthetic process. Gene Ontology annotation, cellular component: cytosol. The transcript has 2 exons. Lineage: Eukaryota; Fungi; Basidiomycota; Exobasidiomycetes; Exobasidiales; Brachybasidiaceae. The record is from RefSeq and is a predicted model, not a curated record.
AUGUCAGCCAUAUUAUCAAAAGUGAAAGCAAAUGUAUGGGAAACGGUUACAGAUCGAAUACAAUUAACGUAUGACGAAUUGGAUGAAAAGUUGGCAUUGAAGCAUGUAAACGAUCAUGGUGCAGGUGCUAGUGUCUUAUUUGUUGGAACUACACGAAACGAAUUUCAAGGCAAAUCUGUUCAACGAUUAGAAUAUACCGCUUAUUCUUCCCUUGCUCGUAAACUAAUGCAAAAGUUGAUCAAAGAUGGACGUGAAAAGUAUACAAAGUCUAAAGAUACAGGCCAUGAAAUACAGCAGCAAAGUGUAUCCAACGAAAUCAAAAGAGUCUAUCUGGCUCAUAGGCUAGGAGACGUUCGAGCGGGAGAGGCUUCCAUUUUGGUGUGCGUUUCCAGUGCCCAUCGUAAAGCAGCUUUUGAACUAUGUGAGGAAAUCUUGGAAGAGGUUAAACGGCAAGUGCCCAUUUGGAAAAAGGAGAUUUAUGAUGGUACACACGCAGGCUUAGCCGAGUGGAAGGCCAAUUCGCAAUCUCAUUGGAAGAAAGAAGGAUAG